CCACCCACCAGGGGACCCGUUCCCCUGCUCCGGCGCGUCCUCUCUUGCCUCCCCCGCGCGACUCGCACCUCGGAUCGCCCCCGCCGGGGCCGGACUCCCACCGCUCCCGGCCGCCGCGGGGAAGGCGGCGGCGAAGGGCACCGGGCAGCGCCGGCCGGCACCGGGACCAUGGGCGCGAAGCAGAGCAGCCCCACCGCCGCCAACGGCCGCACCCGGGCGUACUCGGGUGGGGAUCUACCUUCCUCCAGUAGCAGCAGCAGCGGCGGCGCUAACGGGACCGGCGGGCGCUCAGCGGGCGCCGGCGGGCGGUACUCGCACCUGGCGGCGGCGCCUCAUGCCGCUCCCGGCGGUGCGGCGGCUGCAGGAGCAGCAGCGGCGGCGGGGAGUGCCGCGGGAACGGCCACCCGGAGCCGGUCCUUAGGGGGGGCCGCCGCCCCUGGUGCCCGGGCCGCGCAGUCCGCCUUCAACAUCCCUCACAGCAGCGGCCCUUACGGCUCGCAGGACUCAGUCAGCAGCACCCCAGAGGAGGGCGGCCGGGAGCGGCCCGCGGGGGGCGGCGGCGGCUCCUCCGGAGGGCCCCGGCUGGUGAUCGGCUCGCUGCCCGCCCACCUCUCGCCGCACCUGUUCGGAGGAUUCAAGUGCCCUGUAUGUUCAAAAUUUGUGUCUUCUGACGAAAUGGAUUUACAUCUUGUGAUGUGUUUGACAAAACCAAGGAUAACCUACAAUGAGGAUGUUCUGAGUAAAGAUGCUGGGGAGUGUGCAAUAUGCCUGGAGGAGCUGCAGCAAGGAGAUACAAUAGCACGGCUGCCUUGUCUCUGCAUAUAUCAUAAAGGCUGCAUAGAUGAAUGGUUUGAAGUAAAUAGAUCUUGUCCUGAGCAUCCAUCUGAUUAAGACCAGAUUCAUGAUUUUAGCUGCUUCCACUGAUCAGACAACACAGGAGAUGCGAGGUUCCCUUGCUGAGCACAGCGUGCCUGGCUUGAGAUCUGCAGUUCUUUGUGGCUGAAAAAAAGGCAAAGAUGGACAGUGAGACAGGAAGAACACUGCAGACAGCAGUUCCUUGCCAGCAGAGCUUGGUCCACCAAACACUCAUGCAAAGGACACACAGGGCUUUGGAAAAUGCUGCACGCUGGGUAACAAUCAACUCCCCACAGACAUUCCUGACACUCUUUUGUACCGAAGGCCAAAGUUCCUCGUUUCAGCCUCACUUGUGGUUCUGUGGUGAAGCAGGUUAUUGGACAUGUUUGCUGCUGCCUCAGGUGGGAGUGGAGACACGAGAUCCGUGCUGGCUGAGCCCCUGGCAGGAGGAUGGCCCCGCUUUGGAGUGGGAAUGUGUUCACCUUCUUGUUGGCUGAAGAAGAGUAAAUGGCAAACUAAAUAUAAUCUAACAGUGUGACCUUAAUUUGCCGAUUUCACACUCUGGUUUCUGUUGUUCUCUUUUUUCAAGAACAAAAAAAACUUCUCUGCAUAGGAAUAUGAGAUUUCCAAACUUUCUAACUAAACCUUUGUCACAAUGCAGUCCAAAGAGUGAAACCAAGGCAGGUAACUGAUUUAUGUCCAUCACGCUAGAGGUUGAAAUCUGCACAUCGUAUUGCUGUUUAAUUAACUCAAACUUCUCUUUUACUGCUUGUGAGUAACAACAACAACAACAAAAUAAUGCAGCAAAGCAAAAUCUUAACAGCUAUGCAACUUUUUUUUUAAAUAGGAAAAGAAAAAGACAAAUAAUGACCAGUUUUAAGUGCUGCCAGUUAAGGUAAUUUGUUUAACGGGUAUUUUUUUAAAGAUGUUUCAGGUAAUUAUUAUUUCGUUUGUACUACUCUCAUGUCCAGGCUGCCUCCUGAACUGCAAACAUGGGCACAGUGAGAGGUUUUUAUAGGCAUGGGUGAAAUAACAUCGAGGUGGGAUUUGUGUUUAGGUUUUUCAAACACAGAGUUUUUAUUUCCUUAUUUGAAUGUUUUAGGGGUUUGGGUUUUUUUAAUGGCAAGAUCCAUAGUUCUUUGCAUCCUUGGCCUCUUCACAGCACCUGACAGCGUGCUUUGUGGCUUUGUUUUGGUUUCAUUUUGUUUAAUUUAUUAAUUAUUUUCCUGGUUUAGAUAUUGGUCUAACCAGGGCUCUGCAGGGUGCAGUAGAACUGUGGAGAAGUUCCCAUAAAGUAUCAGAGUUAAAAAAGAAAGCAGGGAAAAAGGGGGGGGGUGUGAGAAUAAAAAAGAUAAUAAACUGGAACACAUAUCAGGGCACAGAAGCAUAGUUUUUAUAUCAAGAAUUAAUCAGAGUAGAAAUCUGAAUAGAUUGAGUCACCUGAAUUUGCCAGCACAGGGAAGAAUUUCUGACUGUUCUUUGUCAGGGACAGCAUUUUUAGUGGGUCUUAAUAAUUAAAAGAAAUUGUACAACGCUUGGAACAUUUUUCUUCUACACACAGAAUUCUGCUUUUCUUUUUUUUUCCCAAACACUUAUUUCUCUCUUGCAACUGUGAUUCAUAUCAAAAAGGGCAAAGAACAAGAGCAACUGCUGCUAUCUGGAGACCAAGUGCAGUGCGUGCUGUUAAACUCUCCUGUCUUGCUUGCAGACAGAGCAUUUCUUGCCAGGGUCACACUUUCUCCUGAAUGUUGCUCUGUAAAAUGCCUUUGGCAUACUGCAAAUCUGAAGGAGUCCAAACUAGCUGAUUGUCAUCAUCACCCCUGCAGUUUCUAUAUUUUUUGGGCUUGCAUCACUAGUUUCAGCUGAGCCUGUAACUGUGGGGCCCUGUUGUAUUCUCUUUUUCAGUGGGAGCAGAUUCAUUUUGUCACACUUGUGUAGUCACAUCCAAUGUACAGUUGUUCCCUGUACAGAUUCCCUUUUUUAGCCAACAAUGUUUGUGUUGCCUUGCAUUGUCCUGGGGAGAAGGGAGGGGGGUGAGGAAUUACAGCACCCUGGAAUACUCUAAUAGUGGUGUUGCCUGCAGGGCCACUUUUCCAGUGUUUGAAAUUCAUGCUGUCUUCUGAAAGGAAAGCAUUUGCAUCCAUUUCAUGUUUCCUGUUGGCUUGAUGCCUACAGAAACUCACCUGUAGCAAUGUAAAGGGCGUAGGUAAGUGUUUUGGUGUCCUGUGCUCUGAGGUCAUAGAUAGCCUUUGGCUUGGGGAUUCAGUAGGUAAAUAUUCUAAACAGAAAUCUGUUUACACCUUAAGCUCUGUAGUUCAUAUUUCUAGUUCCUUUACUGGUUUGGGUUUUUGGGGUUUUGUGGUUUUUUUCAUAACCCUUCAUUUUCUGUGUUCAGAUGCAAGAAGCUGGUUUAAAGACCCAGCAGUUACUUCUGCUGCCCCACAUUUAGGAGCAGUGUUUGAGAAGCACACCACAAGCAGCCAUGUGUGGUGAUGCAGGCAAGAGGCUGUUGCUGCUUCUAUCAGCACAACAGAGCAGCAAGAGCCUGGGUUAUUUGAGGAGCUGAUAGCAGGUCAGCCUUAGAUAUCCCCAUUUGGCAUUCUUGGUGUCCAUAAAUCUAUCCUGAAAGCCUACAGGAGGUUUUUCUUGUAUUAAAACUUGUAAUAUAGACCAAACCUAGAAUGACCCUGGAAGCAUGAGAGAGGUUCCGAGGUUUGAAGAUGUCUGUGGAGAUUCCCCUUAGUUAGCUUUCUGUCACCAGCUGUGCUGGUCAGUUGGCAGUGACCAUGCAGCAGCUCUAGUUGCAGGCAACACCUUCAUUUUGCAAACAUCCUCACAGUGCUCCUGAAUCAUUGUGCUUCAGAAGGGGAAAGCAAACACCAAACCAGUCUCAGCUGAGGACCACCACAUGAGAAGCAAUAACUUGAAUUCCAGUGUGAUGUGCUUCUUUCUGUAAAUACAUUGAGAUUGCCAAUUCUGUGCUGUUUCAGAGUAUUUCCUGUCCUUCCCUAAGUAUGUAAGGGUGUGGAAUCAUUCCCAUACUCAGGUCUGCCAUAAACAUGCUGCUUGCCAGAAGGGCCACUGGUAUGAGCAAAGCAACAUGAGAGGUUGUAGCCGGAAGAGCAGGACGUGUUACGGAUUUGCUACAACCCAGCCAAAUGUGUUGUGUUAUUUUUUUCCUGCAGCAGUCAUUAGCUUGUGUUACUUCUUGUCCUUCAGAGCGCUCUGCAUGAGAAAUUCACAACAGAACUAUCUCCAGGGUUCAUUUCCUGAAUGUAAAAUUUAGGAUGUUUCUUCAUUUAAAUUAACCUACUUCUAAAAGCAGGUCGGAGGUGUUUUGGCCUGUGGAGCGGGGCUAGGGAAAGCCCAGUCCUUGCCCUCAGGAUGUCUCAAGUUGCAUUUGGUUAUCUUACCACACAGUGUGGCUGACUUCUCAAGCAGCCACCUUGUGUUUUGUGAAGUCAUUUUCCAAUGAAGCGCCAGAGCUGCUGCUGAGAGAAAUUCCAAAAUGACCUGGCUGUGGAGCAUUACGAGCUGCUGAAGGCUUGCUCAGGUAAACCAUUGCAGGAAUAGCCCACAUCUGGAAAAGACUGCACUUGGGUCUGUCUUUGAUCUAGUAGGUUGGCAGUGUACAAGAAGUAGAAGGCAGCAAGCCUGCUAGCUGAUCUUUCUGACAGCUUUUAAUCUCUGUACGUUUGUUUGAGAGACUUUUGCCCUUGGGCGUGCUUUGGCAAAGAUUUUGCAGCGAUAAGUAGGGUUUGCUUGGUUCUGGCAGUGUUUCAAGUGUAAGUAACCUGAUGUUGCAAGAACAUAAUCUGUUGCUGAAUCCUGUUCCUCUUGUUUUCCCUAAAAUCUCUCUCUUUCAUUGCUAAUUUGUUGUAUUUAAUAGUAAACCCUUCUCAGCCUGACUGGUCACAGGCUCUCAAGGUGUGAAAUGAUAACAGAAAAGAGAUGUCAAAUUGUGGUUCUGUGUUAUUCCUGUGUAUGUGAAGCUGAAGUAAUCAGGAAUUCUCUCCUAGCAGAUAUUGCCAAAGCAUGAUAACUUCCAAGGAAGCAGG
This is a messenger RNA of Dryobates pubescens (Downy woodpecker), 4913 nucleotides long. RefSeq names its product zinc and ring finger 2 (gene ZNRF2). The coding region runs from base 169 to 891 and encodes 240 amino acids. Lineage: Eukaryota; Metazoa; Chordata; Aves; Piciformes; Picidae. The record is from RefSeq and is a predicted model, not a curated record. The transcript is spliced from 5 exons.